Molecule: messenger RNA, 2282 nt
Organism: Cimex lectularius (bed bug)
Lineage: Eukaryota; Metazoa; Arthropoda; Insecta; Hemiptera; Cimicidae
Product: BUD13 homolog
Exons: 6
Coding region: 148-2187 (679 amino acids)
Biological process (GO): mRNA splicing, via spliceosome
Cellular component (GO): RES complex; U2-type spliceosomal complex
Molecular function (GO): RNA binding
Source: RefSeq, a predicted model, not a curated record
ACCCAUUUCGGUUUUGUGUAAGUAAAUAAAACAACGCUGGCUGGACGACUUAUUUCGAAUGUAAAUUACGAAGUCGAUUUUGGGCGAAAAUUAAAUCGCUUAUAAUUAGAAUAUAAACGGUUUUCUGUUGUUUAUUGAAAGUGUGCGAUGGAAGGCGCGCAGAAGAUCAUCUCGCAGAAGGAAUAUCUCAAAAAGUACCUCUCGAAGGACAAAAAGGAGAAGAAGAAAAAAGUCAAGAUUUCCUCUUCGACCUUUGUCAAAAGAUCAGUUAUUAUUGAUGAUGAUGUACCUCUAGCCGACAUUCCAGUUGUGAACGAAGAAGAGAUAAUUAAUUUUGACUAUCUUGGCGAUGAGGCUCCUCAGAUUGCUGGGUUUGUCGAUGAUAGGCCUCUGGACAUGAUUUGGAAACCAAUAGGAACGGCCGCCACGAACGAUGACAAUCAGGAUAGGGAAGAGAGGGAGGAGAGAAACUUGCUGAUGAAAGAGCGUUACCGGAAUGAGAACACACUGUCUCUCGAGGAGUGCCCGCCGACAAGCAUGUUUGGCUCGAAGGCCGAAGAAAAGGAGUAUAAGAGCAGGAAAAAAGACGAAUCUGAUUCUGAUGAUAAUACUCAAAGGCAUAGGUCGAAGAAGCAGGAACAUAAAAGACAAAGAAGUGAUGCCGAUUUGGAUACCUAUAAAGGAAAACAAGAUAGAGAUAGUUACAAAUAUAACCAGAGAAAGGACAGAAUGAACAGCGAUUCUGAUGCCGAUUGUAGAAAAGAAAGAGAAAGAAGUAGAAAAGAUGGGUACAAUUCCGACUUAGAUCGUAGAAGGGAAAGAGAAAGGCGCAGAAGGGAAAAUAAUGAUUAUGAUUAUGAUCGUAGAAAAGAUAGAGACAGACACAGGAAAGAAUAUGAUUCUGGUAUAGAUCGUAGAAGAAAUAGGGAUAGACGCAGAAAAGACAAAAGCGAUUCUGAUGGUUCUCCCAACAGAAAAGUAAGAAGAAGAACUGACACUAGAAGAAGAAACGAUAGUGAUUCUGAUGCAUCAGUCGGCAGAAAGAGAAAGAAGUCGCGUGAAAGGGAUUCUUAUAAUUACCAAAGACGAAGGAGAAGGGAUGACGAUUCUGAUGCUUCUGUGGAAAGACACAGAAAGAAGACGGACAGGAGCAGAACAUUGAAAACAAGAAACGAAUCCCCUGAAAAAAAAUCAAAAAGAGAAAAUGGCCAUGAUUCUCAAAAACAAGACAUAUCACAGGCAAAAAAUUCCCUCAGACGCGGAUCAGAUUCUGAUCACUCCCCACCCAGACCUCAAAAACGGGAUGCAAGGCAGUCGCUGGCAGAGUCAGCGGCAAAAAAGAAAAACAAAGAUUCUGACUCAGACUUGUCACCUCCAAGAAAAUCCAACAAGCUCAAUAAGAAACCUAAUUAUGAUUCCGACAAUUCCCCUCCGAGGAAAAACCGUCCUAAGGAACGCAAUUCAAACAUAACAGAAAAAUACGAUUCAGAUCCAUCACCUCCUAGGAAACCCAAAGGAGAAAAACCAAAUAAGAAUUUCUCCAGGGAUCAGAUGGAUAAAACCCUGGAUGGAAAAAAAGCUGGUUUACAAAGUGCAAAAAAUCUUAAGGAGGAACUCAAAGAGCUUAAGGAUAACGAAAACCGUGCUUUUCUUCAGAUGGAUCCUGUAGCUUUAGGUCAGUCUGCGGCGACAGUCGUAAGAGACAGGAAAACCGGUCUCAAAAGGGAUUUGGAGAAGGAGCAGGAGGAAAAUAAAGAGAAGUCAGCGAGAGCAGAAGCUAGAAAGGAAAAAUAUGACAAAUGGGGAAAAGGCCUGAAACAGUUAAGAGAACAAGAAGAGAGGAGGGCCGACACUUUGCAUGAAAUGGCAAAACCUCUGGCUCGGUACAAAGACGACGAGGACCUGGACAAAUUUCUCAGGGCGAGGGAGCGGGAUGGCGACCCUAUGCUCGACUACAUCAGAAAACACCAAGCUGAGUCGCACGAUGUUAUAGACCUAACUUCCUCCAGCUCCGGCAGAAAGAAGUACAAUGGCGUAUUCAAUCCUAACCGUUUUGGAAUCGCGCCUGGAUACAGGUGGGACGGCGUCGACCGUUCAAAUGGCUACGAGCAAAAAUGGUUUGAAACCAAGAGCGCCAUCAAAGCCGGUGAAGAAGAAGUUUAUAAAUGGAGUGUUGAAGACAUGUGAGGGAUUGGAUUUUUAUAUCCUUUUAUGUACAAUAUGUCCAGAUUACAUAAAAUCCUAUUUUUACUGUGUAAAUACAAGCAACUUUUAAAAAGUGU